CUCGCGGAACUUUCGUGCGAAAAUCGUUCAUGCUUGGAACUUUUUUGCCAACUUGUCUCGCUAAUUGUGAUUAUACUGUGCGUGCCCAGCGGAGUUCCUAAAGUUCCUGGAUAUUACUAUAACUGAAAAAGCUGGGGAGCAUGGAGACCGUCGUUCAAUAUUUACUCCUGGCUCUUGCAUUGACCUCGGUGCAAAUAUCCUUAACUGAAAGCCGUCUAAAUGAAAAACGCAGGGAUAAAACCGAAAGAAGAUAUCACACUGUACAUGCCAAAGACAAUAUGUGUGAAAUAACAAAUAGAGACUCAAAAGUGCAUUGCUAUUGUGAAAACACAGAAGUGAAAACAGCAACACGAGCUGACUGUUGGGUUUUCAAUGGCGGCAUCGAUGAAACUGACCCUAUCUGGUCUAGUUUUACUUCACAACCGCAUUUAGAAAAAUUGACAUUCAAUGUACGGUCAGAUGGGGCGCUCAAAUUUAUUCCCCUUCAAGUAAUUCAUCAUAUGAAAAGAUUGCAAAAGCUGUUCAUUCAUUACGCGACGCUGAAUAAAAUCGAAAAGAAGACCUUUACAAAUAUGUCAACGGUCAGAGAAAUAACGUUAAUGAACGAUAAAAUAAUGGAACUGGAUUUAUUCUCAUUUUCAAACCUGCCCGCGCUCGUAAACUUAACAAUAAAGGGGAACAAAGUUACUGAGAUACAGAGGGAUGUUUUCGUCGAUUUGCCGAGUCUGAGGUUCCUCGAUUUGUCCUUUAACAGCAUUAGUCUGGCUCACGAUGGAUGUUUCGACCAUUUAAAUGUACUUAACGACUUAGUACUGGAGGCAAAUUUAAUUUCGGUCUUAACUAGAGAUACCUUUAAAGGUCUUGCAAAUUUGACGAGAUUGGAUCUGAGGUCGAACAAAUUGUCAAUGGUUGGGGAUCUAACGUUCUCAGAAUUGUGGAAUCUAAAUGAGCUUCUAUUGGAUAAUAAUGAAAUAACAUAUUUGUCUGAAAGAGCUUUCGACGGUCUGGCUUUGCUUCAAAAACUAUCGGUUACUGGAAAUAAAUUGCAGUCUGUCAAUGAAGGACUUUUAGAAGGUGUCCGAGGACUAGAAUUGUUGGACUUAAGAAAUAAUGAUAUAGAAUCAUUCUCUUACGAGACUAUUAAGCCAAUCCAUGAAAACUUAAAAAUGAAAACCUCAGUGUUAUAUUUAAGUGGUAAUAAACUUAACUGCGAUUGCCGUUUAUCUUGGAUUCAAGUCUUGCGAAACGAUACAAAGAGUGAACCACUCAGAAUGGCUCUCGAUGAAGUGACUUGUAUUCUUACUGCCAACACAAUAAAUAAAAAGCCAAAUAGUGAAAACGAAAAUAUUCCUGUUGAAGAAAAGGUGUAUGAACUUGAGUCAAAUGGAGAAGUUUUCCAAAAGGAUGGGAAUGAUGAAGAAGUGUACAGCGAUUCUCCGUCUUAUAAAUAUGAAGAUACAAUGAAACCAAUUGGAAAUCAAGUAGCAGUGGUUGACAUUCCAGCUGAAAAUUUACGUUGCACAGAAGAAGUAGUACAAAAUGGUGAAGAUUCUUUGAUGUUAUCUUCUAAAGACGAAAGUUACUGGCAACCAAGCUCAAGUUUUAAAAUUCUGACAAAUUUAUCUUUAGUGCUUACAUUAGUGAUGGUAAAUUUAUUUCAAUAUUAUUUGUAAAACAUGGAC
This is a messenger RNA of Pararge aegeria (speckled wood butterfly), 1682 nucleotides long. RefSeq names its product connectin-like. Bases 141 to 1673 code for a protein of 510 amino acids. The record is from RefSeq and is a predicted model, not a curated record. NCBI's taxonomy places the organism in Eukaryota, Metazoa, Arthropoda, Insecta, Lepidoptera, Nymphalidae. The transcript has 3 exons. Gene Ontology annotation, molecular function: protein binding.